Molecule: messenger RNA, 3707 nt
Organism: Acanthopagrus latus (yellowfin seabream)
Lineage: Eukaryota; Metazoa; Chordata; Actinopteri; Spariformes; Sparidae
Gene: cpxm2
Product: carboxypeptidase X (M14 family), member 2
Exons: 14
Coding region: 728-2968 (746 amino acids)
Biological process (GO): proteolysis
Molecular function (GO): zinc ion binding; metallocarboxypeptidase activity
Source: RefSeq, a predicted model, not a curated record
GCAAAUGAAGGCAGCUUGAGGAAGAGCAACAAGUUAAUCAUCCUUCCCGGUGAGGAGAUAACUAACCAACAGCUGCACGCACGGCGAGAUUCGAGAUUGCCUGUGUGCCAGUUUGGGGAACACACCCCUGCACGGAUCAGGAAGCUCGCCCUCUGCUUCUCCUUUGGAUACACAGAGUCACAAACUGGUUCAAAGCUGCUUCCGUGUUGAUUUUUCCUGCAGGCAAGAACAAAACUUUAUUCUGCUUGCAGAGAGCCUCGCCUGCCCCCCAGACAAAGUGGGAGGAGAUGGAGAUGAAAGCAGAUCCUGAAUGUGUUCUUCUAUCCCCAUUUCACUUCUGCCCACACCAAAUAAAGUGACUCUGCAUUGUGUCAGCAGCCUCGGCUGGUUUGAAUCUGAGAGGGAGACAGAAAAAAAUGCUUUCUUUUUGAGUCACCUGCCAGCAUCUAUAAAGAAAGAGAUCUGCACUGUCUGCCUUCCCUGCCUCUUCCCUCUGUGUGUCUCCCUCCCUCACUGCAUUUUUCCCAGGCUGAGGCGUCCAUGGACCCUCUGGCUCCGCUGCUUUCGUCAGUGACUUGGAGCGCUCUGAGAACUUUGUGAACUCCCAGUGUCGGAGUGGGAAGGGAGAGGAAGGGGAGCAGUUGAUGGGACGCAGCCCGGCAGCAGCAGCAGGCUCCUCUGGAGACGGCACCGCGGCUCACAGCUGGAGAUAAUCCCCCCCUGGGCCAUGACAAGACAGCGCCUCAGCUUCCUCACCCCCCUGGCUCUGCUGGGGCUCCUCGCGGGGCUGGCAGACCUCAGCCGUGCCAGUGAGGAUGAGGAUUACUACAUGCAGGAGCUGCUGACGAGAGAUCAGUACAACAAGGUCCAAAUGCUGGAGAAGCCUGUGGCCUCGAUACCUGACAGGAACCGCGAGCAGCCCAGCCAGAAGCCUGGCAAGAAAGUGGCAAAGGGGGGCAGGCAGACGGACAAGACCACCGAUGAUACAAAGUCAGUGAAAACGGCCAACAAAAAGGCCGAGAAGACCAAGAAGAGCCCCCUGAAAACCCCGAACAGCAUCUCGGAGGGAGAGGGACACUACAGCGCGAUCAAACAUGAAUGCCCUCCCAUGGGACUGGAGACGCUGAAGAUUGAUGAUUUCCAGCUCCACGCCUCGACCACGAAACGCUACGGCCUUGGCGCGCACAGAGGUCGUCUUAACAUUCAGGCUGGCCUUUAUGAAGAUGACCUCUAUGACGGGGCCUGGUGCGCUGGGAGGGAUGACCCGCUGCAGUGGUUCGAGGUGGAUGCCAGGAGGCUGACAAAGUUCACGGGGGUCAUCACACAAGGCAGGAGCUCCCUCUGGUCGAGCGACUGGGUGACCUCGUACAAGGUCAUGGUGAGCAAUGACAGUCACACGUGGAUGACGCUGAAGAACGGCUCAGAGGACUUGAUCUUCAGUGCCAACAGAGAAAAGGAGAUCCCAGUCCGGAACAUCUUCCCAGUGCCGGUGAUCGGCCGCUACAUUCGGGUCAACCCUCGCUCGUGGUUCAACAGCGGCAACAUCUGCAUGAGAGUGGAGAUCCUUGGCUGUCCUAUGUCAGAUCCGAAUAAUUAUUACCACAGACGCAAUGAAGUCAUAACAACGGACAACCUGGACUUCAGACACCACAGCUACAAAGAGAUGAGGCAGCUUAUGAAGGUGGUCAACGAAAUGUGCCCCAACAUCACCCGGAUCUAUAACAUAGGGAAGAGCCACAGUGGCCUCAAGCUGUAUGCCAUUGAAAUUUCCGACAACCCGGGAGAGCACGAAGCUGGUGAACCGGAGUUUCGUUACACGGCGGGUGCCCAUGGUAACGAGGUGCUGGGACGAGAGCUGCUCCUCCUGCUGAUGCAGUUCAUGUGUCAGGAGUAUCUGUCUGGCAACCGGCGGAUACGUCACCUGGUGGAAGAGACCAGAAUCCAUCUCCUGCCAUCUGUCAACCCCGAUGGGUACGAGAAAGCCUUUGAAGUGGGUUCAGAGCUCAGCGGCUGGUCUCUGGGUCGGUGGAGCAAUGACGGAAUAGACAUCCACCAUAACUUCCCCGAUCUUAACUCCAUACUGUGGGAAGCCGAGGCCAAGAAGUGGAUCCCCCGCAAAAUGUUCAACCACCAUGUACCCAUCCCGGAGUGGUACCUUUCCAAAAAUGCCUCAGUUGCCGUGGAGACCCGGGCUCUGAUAGCGUGGAUGGAGAAGAUGCCCUUUGUGCUAGGCGGCAACCUCCAGGGUGGGGAGCUGGUGGUGACCUUCCCGUACGACAAAACCCGCACCCAAGGGGUGAGCAGGGAGCCGACCCCCACCCCGGAUGACCACGUCUUCCGCUGGCUGGCCUUCUCCUACGCCUCCACCCACCGCCUGAUGACUGAUGCCAGCCAAAGGGUCUGCCACACAGAGGCGUUCGCCAAGGAGGACGGCACCAUCAACGGAGCCUCCUGGCACACCGCCGCCGGCAGUAUGAAUGAUUUCAGCUACUUGCACACCAACUGCUUUGAGUUGUCGAUGUACGUGGGCUGUGACAAAUUCCCUCAUGAGAGCGAGCUGCCGGAGGAGUGGGAGAACAAUCGCGAGUCUCUUCUCGUCUUCAUGGAGCAGGUGCAUCGUGGGAUCAAAGGCGUGGUGAGGGACCUGCAGGGCCGCGGGAUAGCGAAUGCGAUCAUCUCCGUAGAGGGCAUCGGCCACGACAUCCGCACAGCUGCUGAUGGCGAUUACUGGCGCCUGCUGAACCCCGGGGAGUACAGGGUGACGGCCAGGGCCGAGGGCUACAGCUUCGCCAGCAAGAAGUGCGAGGUGGGCUACGAGAUGGGCGCCACCAGGUGCGACUUCGUCAUCGGCCGCACUAACCUGUCGCGCAUCAAGGAGAUAAUGGAAAAAUUCAACAAGCAGCCCAUCAGAUUGCCCAUCAGGCAGCUCCAAGCUCGCAGGUCCAGAGCGAGACGUCUGGGAACAUAAUGACUGUACGAGGAGGGAGCGAGGAAGAAUUAACAAAAAAACAAAAAACAAACAUCUGCUCUGAUCAGACUGGGGUGAACUCCAAGCCCGGGGUUUGGACCCGUGUCAGAUUCCUCCAGAGUGCUGUCAGCCGAAUUAGUGUUUGAAGAUGGAAAAAUGUGGAUUAAUUUAAAUGGGAUGCUUUAUUUGUUUUUUUUUUUGUUUCGUUUUUGUGUUGUUUUUUUUGGUUUUGUUUCAUCCCCCAGGCAUAAGCUCUCUCUGUGUUCACCGCUGUCAUCUCAACUCUUUUCUCGAUAUCCAGCGUAAAACUUUUAAAUAUUUCAUUCUGUCAGAGUUUGUGUGUGUGACCCCUCUUUUUUUGCAAUUUAUAAUCCACCCCAUCAUUCCUUGUGACAUCAUCGCAGAUAACGAAUAUAAUCACGUUAGAAGUUAUUUUUUUAAAUAAAAGAAAAUUGAAUAUAUAAGUUACAGACGAGGCAAUUAAUGUUAACCACUGUGAGACUGUCUUUAUGUACAUACUUAUUAACUUAUGUAACACAGUUAUGUAAACCAUUACAAAAGCUUCAUUACCCGCACCUGUACAAGUUUUGGUCCUUUUAGAUUCAGUCGACCUUUUGUGCGUCACUGACUGUUUUUUUAUACACUUUUUGGCAAUUUAUUAAAUAAAGACUGUUUGCACAAAUCGAAAUUGUGUGGGUUUAAUUCAUGUUCACUGUGAAAUCUGACAAAGUCACUUUAC